Molecule: messenger RNA, 1715 nt
Organism: Chinchilla lanigera (long-tailed chinchilla)
Lineage: Eukaryota; Metazoa; Chordata; Mammalia; Rodentia; Chinchillidae
Gene: Dync2i2
Product: WD repeat domain 34
Exons: 9
Coding region: 17-1645 (542 amino acids)
Biological process (GO): intraciliary transport
Cellular component (GO): cytoplasmic dynein complex; ciliary plasm
Molecular function (GO): dynein heavy chain binding; dynein light chain binding
Source: RefSeq, a predicted model, not a curated record
GGGCGGGGUCGUAGCCAUGGCAACGCUCUCGCAGCCUUUGCUGUUCGGGCAGGCGGGAAGCGGGAGUGCAGGGGCGCUGGCGACGGACGGGGCAGCGAGUGCGGAGGGGCCCUGGCGGCCCGGGCCGCUGCAGGACGAGACCCUGGGCGUGGCGUCCGUGCCCUCGCAAUGGAGGGGCAUCCAGGGCGUCCGCGGGGAGACGAAGAGUUGCCAGACCACCAGCAUCGCCACAGCUGAGGCGGGCACCCAGGCCCGGAAGUGCACGGACGCUCAGGUGCAGACCGAGGCCCCGGUGCCGCCCGCGCCCCCUGCGCCCCGGCCCGACGCACCCGGGCUGCUCGCCUUCCUGCGCCGUGUGGAGCCCGCGGUCACUCGCGAGCUGAGCCGGAACUGGCAGAGCCACGCGUUCGAUGGCUUCGAGGUGACCUGGACCGAGCCACAGCAGACGGUGACCUGUCUGCACACACUGGGUUACCCGCCGGCCCAGGAGCAGGGUCUGCACGUGACCAGCGUGUCCUGGAAUGCCACCGGCUCCGUGCUGGCCUGUGCCUAUGGCCGGCUGGACGAUGGGGACUGGAGCACGCUCAGGUCCUACGUGUGCGCCUGGAACCUGGACAGGCGCGGCCUGCACCCGCGGCAGCCGUGGGCGGUGGUGGAGGUGCCCAGCGCCACCAUGUGCCUGGCCUUCCACCCCACACAGCCCUCGCAGAUCGCAGGAGGGCUGUACAGCGGCGAGGUGCUGCUGUGGGACCUGGGCCGGCCCGAGGACCCGCUGCUGUGGCGCACAGGCCUGACGGAAGACAGCCACGCGGACCCCGUGUGCCAGGUGGCGUGGCUGCCUGAGGCGGGGCGCGGCCCCUGCUCCCGGCUGCUCAGCGCGGCCCCCGACGGCAAGGUGCUGCUGUGGCAGGGCGGCGGCGCGGGCGGCCUGCAGCUCCGCGAGGGCUUCGCCCUGGUCCUGCAGCAGCUGCCUCGGAGCGCCCGGCUGAAGAAGCCUCCCCGGGGCGAGACCGAGGUGGGCGCCACGGCGGUGGCCUUGUCCAGCUUCGACCCCAGCCUCUUCAUCCUGGGCACGGAGGGCGGCUUCCCGCUCAAGUGCUCCCUGGCGGCGGAAGAGGCGGCCCUGGCGCGGAUGCCCAGCUCCGUGCCCCUUCGGGCCCCGGUGCGCUUCGCCUUCUCCCCGCACGGCGGCCCCGUCUACUCCGUGAGCUGCUCCCCGUUCCACAGGCGCCGCCCUGCCUGCCCUAGGAACCUCUUCCUGAGUGCAGGGACCGACGGCCACGUCCACCUGUACUCCAUGCUGCAGGCGCAGCCCCUGGCCUCGCUGCGCCUGUCCCCCCAGUACCUGUUCGCGGUGCGCUGGUCCCCCGUGCGCCCCCUGGUCUUCGCGGCUGCCUCCGGGGAAGGUGACGUCCAGCUCUUUGACCUCCAGAGAAGCUCCCAGAAGCCCGCGGUGUCCGUUGAGCAGACCCAGGACGGAAGCCCCGUCUACUGUCUCGAGUUUAACAGCCAGCAGCCCCAGCUCCUGGCUGCCGGCGACGCCCAGGGCGCGGUCAAGGUGUGGCGGCUGAGCUCGGCGUUCACGGAACAAGGGCCCCGGGAGACCGAGGACCUGGACCUGCUGGCAGCCGAGGUGGCCACCUGAGCCUGGGAAGCCCAGGGAGGCGCCCCUCCCCUGUGGUUCAGGCGGGAGCUGAAUGAAGGGGUGAAGCCUU